Exophiala aquamarina CBS 119918 is the source of this 1143-nucleotide messenger RNA. RefSeq lists its product as uncharacterized. The transcript has a single exon. NCBI's taxonomy places the organism in Eukaryota, Fungi, Ascomycota, Eurotiomycetes, Chaetothyriales, Herpotrichiellaceae. The record is from RefSeq and is a predicted model, not a curated record. Bases 1 to 1143 code for a protein of 380 amino acids.
AUGUCUUACCAUUACGGCGCUCCACCAGCGCAUUACACCAAAUAUUAUGGUGAUUCCGCCUCACCAUAUGCCAACGGCGAAUAUGUCCAUUAUGCACCACAAUACACCACUACCCCAAAGAAGCACUCCCGCAAGGCGAGCUACAAUCCAUCCCCUCGCGUAGGCGGUUGGUACUCACCCGCAGGCUCGCCUCCACCAUGGUACGAGGCGAACGUUCAGUAUGCCGCUCCACGCGAAGACAUAUAUGUGAGUGAGGCAACGGGCAAACCCCGCAAGAACGAGGGCUAUCACACCUUUCCUAGCUCAAGAUAUCACACCCGUUCAUCUUCGCGCAAGCAGAAUCAGCCCAUCUAUGUCUACACCGAUGGCGCUGAAUAUGCAGAAAUGCCGGCGACAUAUAUUGUCCGAGAACCACAAUCAUCAAAGUCCAAGCAUACACGGAAGCCAAGUACUGAUAGCAAAUUCUACUAUGCACAGGGUCAGAUCAUUGAAGAACAGCCAAAGCGAUCGAGAGCCCGACGCUCCUCGACUACUGCAACAACACCACAAAAGCCAACGCAUCGAUCUAGGCCUAGCCAGUCCAAGCCGAUUCCCCAAGCUACGGAAAAGGAUGCUGCCCGUGAGGGCAUUCCCGCAGGUUACUCGGUAAAGCAUUGGGAUCCUACAGAAAUCCCAAUUAUCCUGUUGGGCAGUGUCUUCGAUGCCAACUCUCUUGGCAAGUGGGUCUACGAUUGGACCGUUUUCCAUCAUGGGGCAUCCACCCCUAUGGCCGACAUGGCUGGAGAACUUUGGCUACUACUGAUUAAACUCGCCGGCAAGAUGAAGCGUGCGGAGGAGUGUGUAGGUCGCAUCCGCAAUACUGACAAGCAAGAGACUGUUGAGGACUUCAUUGUCAGUGGCCAGAGGCUCCUGGAAAAAUUCAAGGCUCUUCUCAAGGAAUGUGAACAGUACAUGCUCAAGGCAGCCAAGCGUGACGGCACCAAGACCAUGGGCAAAAAGGCAGGCACCGAGUUCGUCGAUUCCAUCUUCGGACGAGAUCGCUAUCUCGAGUCCACCGAGAAGAUCAUGAACCAGAUCAGACUUUGGAACAUGCGCUUCGAUGUGAACUGCGAGGAAAGCCUUCGCAAACCUUCUGCUGCCUAG